This is a messenger RNA of Strongylus vulgaris, 1034 nucleotides long. NCBI's taxonomy places the organism in Eukaryota, Metazoa, Nematoda, Chromadorea, Rhabditida, Strongylidae. The record is from the annotation of a GenBank genome assembly.
AUGUUUGUCUCCAUCCCAAAUCUCUUAAUGGAUUCACUCCCUCGUAAUGGAAUCUCCGCUGGUUUGGUACAGUUUCAGCCGUUUGGAACGAUGAAUGCAUAUGGUUUCCCAAAUCGUUCGUUGCUAUUAUUGCUGUGGUUUCCGUUAUUCAAAUGUGCAGACACUUUCAAUGGAGCUCAAAAAUGUUUCUUCCGUUGCAUUUCUGGUUGCCUGGUUACAGCUGAGAACGCAACCGAUAAAAGUUGCUGGAAGAAAUGCAAAGACUUAAAUCCAGCAAAAACGCUAGAAGCCGUUAGCGGAAUUCAUGUAAAGGAGGAGGACUUGAAAAUAAUUCUUGUCUUUCAACCAGUUCGCUAUGCCUAUAUGUAUAUAGCGCAAUACAAAGGAGCUAGCGAAGCCGACUUCAUAUCUGAUCGUUUCCAGAUUUCGCUACUUCCAAAUAUAGAAAUCAAUAGACCAAGGUCCAUAUUUUGCGAAUCAGUUACAAUACGUGUGGCAGCUGUUUCGUCUGACGGAACGAGUCCAUUCUCCAAACCAUUCUCAAUUAGCGCACCCCUUCCACCAAUCAGCCUUAAACUAGAAGUGUCAGAGUUGGUAUACGUGCCCAACCCUCUAAAUAAUGACCCAUACACUGCUAAUGGCACGGUGGAGAUCACCUUCACUUUCAAUGCUGGAGGGUGGGCUCUGGGGCUCCAAGAUUUGGAAGUGACGCCAAUGCUCCUGUUGGACCAAUGCGAAGGGAUGGAUGCGUACCAGAGCGUAAAUGUUCCUAGCUUUACGCAGGGCUUAAUGUCCGGUACAGUUAUAGGACGAGUGGGGUCUGACACAAUGUACCGUGAGUGUACUUUUGCAUAUUACGCGAAAAAGGUCACAAGUCGACUGUGCCGUACUUCAACGGAAAUUCGCCCUAUUCAUCACCAAGCUCCGAAAAAGAUACUUAUAAGUUGGUCUUUUUUGGAUACUUCUAUUCUAUUCAUAUAUUCGUUUUAUCAUUCACAUAGAAGCUUCCCAUGCUGCCUAAAAAAUGCUUAAGU